AUGAUUCGUGUAAACUUGCUUGCGUUGUUUUCAACGCUAAUAAUAUGUGGAUUUUGUGGCAAGGAUUUUGUAUCGUUGGGCCGUCACUCGUGGCGCUGUAAAAGCAAAGUGGAAUAUGGGCAAGAAACCAGAGUAAAUGCUAUUCCUGCUAUAGAAAUCCCUUCACAAGAAUGUUUGCCGGUUAAAUCUUACAAGGCUGUUAAAUGUUGCUGUGGUAAAGUCUGCAAAGGGGCGCGCGGUCUUAAAAUGCACCAACGAAGUUGCAGAGUUAUUGAUGACCUUGAAGACGAGCUACAACAACAAAUGUCGGAAGUAUUAACUGAACAUCAGAAUGAGGAUAAUGUAGACUCAGUUAACCCUGAAAUAUCACAUAUAAACACGCAAGAAAACUUCCCUGACUUAAAAAAAGGAAUCAAACUACCCAAAUCGCCAUUACAAUGGUCAACUGCUAACGACUUUUUCAAACUAACAUUUUCAAAUCUUCCAAUCACACCGCGGGAUUUAAAUAAUAACAUUAACACCAUGGCAACAGUCGUCUAUAACUAUUUCAGCGAGAAUUUUGGAUAUGUCAACAAUCAUAAUGAUGUUCAAUACCAAAGAAAAUAUGAAAGCUUUUCAACUAAAGAUUUGAAAAAAUCAUUAAAGAAAUUAAAAUUAGAAAACGGAGAUAUCUUGGAGAUCAAGUUUGUCGCAAAGAAACUGCGCAACCUUCUUAAUAAGUCUAAUACUACGGACCCAAAUAACACUGAUAGUCAUGCGUCUGCAAAUAUUGAUCACGACAGUCUGAUUGGUAAAAGUUUCUGGGGUUUCGUUAAACGAUUUUUCAAAAAGAAUACUAGCUCAUUUCCAUCAUUUAACCUAGCAGAAUGUACAUCAUAUUUUACCAAAACAUUGUCCGCGAUUAGCCCAACUAAAACAUUCAACAUCCCCAGUUGGAUCCCAAAAUUUGCAUCUCCCCAGACGCCUUUUAAUCUUGACCCCCCGACCUAUCAAGAGAUUACAAAUGUCAUCCGUAAAAUGAAACCGUCUGGCUCACCAUGUCCACUUGAUCAAAUAUCUAUCAUCUGUUUUAAACGCUGUCCUUAUUUACGCUCGUACUUAACUGAGAUAAUCCACGCAGCCUGGUCUUGCGGUGUUGUCCCGUCUGAAUGGAAGAAAGCAUGCACGAUUCUAAUUCAUAAGAAAGGAGAAACAGCAAACCCAGCGAACUUUCGACCCAUUACUCUCGAAUCUGUCCCACUCAAAGUUUUCACAUCAUGUCUUCGCAACAGGACAUUUCAGUUUCUUGCAGAAAACAAUUACAUUGAACAGAACAUACAGAAAGGUUUCACUCCAAAACUCUCAGGAACACUAGAACACACAGCACAGUUGGCACAUAUCAUUAAUAAAGCGCGAGUAAAACAACGAUCACUUAUCAUAACACUAUUAGAUCUCAAAAAUGCAUUCGGCGAAGUCCACCAUAACCUUAUUUAUGAAGUCCUUCAAUAUCACCACAUUCCCGAUCACAUAAAGAAUCUUGUCAGUAGCCUUUAUACUGAUUUCCAAACUUCCAUAAUAACUGAACAGUUCAAUACUUCCUUCAUUACAGUCGGUCGUGGUGUCCUUCAAGGCGAUUGUCUCAGUCCUCUUUUAUUCAACAUGUCUUUCAAUACCUUUAUCCAACAUAUUAAAUCGGAAAAAUACCGUCAACUUGGAUUUUGGAAAUCCAGCGAAAACGGUACCCCAUUAAAUCCUCUUCAUUGGUUCCAGUUUGCCGACGACGCGGCUGUUGUUAGCGGCCAAGAAAAAGAAAACCAAAUGCUCCUUAAUCGCUUUACAAUCUGGUGUCAGUGGGCUCAAAUGAUAAUACGUGUAGACAAAUGUUCAACAUUUGGCAUUAGGAAACAAGUAACCAAAUCCAUUCAAUAUCUCCCAAAACUAUUUAUAAAUAACUGUCUUGUACCACGUGUUGAACUUGGUAAAUCGUUUCGCUACUUAGGUCGCUAUUUUGAUUUCAACAUGUCCGACGAAGAUCACAAAUCUGAAGUAUAUGACACACUUACUAAUAUCCUGAAUGAAAUUGAUGAUCUACCAUUACAUCCGAAAAACAAAAUUCUCUUAUACAGUCGUUAUGUGCUUUCCAAAAUCUCUUGGCACUUCACUGUUUCUGACAUAGGCAAAACCUGGGUUAACGAUAAACUAGAUAGUAUCGCGUCCACGUAUAUCCGAAAAUGGCUUGAACUUCCUAUUUCUGCAACCCUUAGUAACGUCCUACUUCCCCACAAUAAAUUUGGAUUAAAUAUCAUUCUACCUUCAACCAAAUUCCUUCAAUGCCAAACUGUUUCUCGGAAAGCCCUAAAGUCGUCGCCAAAUGAAGCGAUCAAUAACCUUUGGAAGGAUACUAGCAAUCACAAAAAUGUACAAUAUGACAAAUACAAAAACACCAAGGACGUAUUAAACACCAUCAGGAAACAACAUGAAGACAAGCUUCAACACCACCUCAUUUCACAAGGCUCAUUUUUCUCCAAUAUCAUUAAACAUUCUACACUCUCAUUCAACUCUAUAUGGUCCUCCGUUCAGAGUAAACUUCCCAAGAAUAUAUUUAACUUCACUAUCCGGUAUAUAAAUAACACUCUUCCGACUCGCAAAAACCUUCUGAAAUGGGGAAUAUCACCAACAUCGGAAUGUUCGUUUUGUUUGAAUCCAGAAUCACUUCUUCACGUCGUCGCUGGAUGCAAGACCUACCUAAAUGAAGGACGUUUCACGUGGCGUCAUGAUUCGGUGCUUAACUUCAUAGCAUCCAUACUUAAAUCUGUGAACCAUUGUAACCUUUAUGCUGACCUUCCUGGCUAUAUCAGUCCAUCUGUUAUCACUGGAGAUGAAUUGCGCCCUGAUCUUUUGAUAACACUUGAAAAUAAAUGUAUUUAUAUACUUGAACUUACCGUCGGAUUUGAAUCUAAUCUCCUCACUAAUGCAACUCGAAAAAGACAAAAAUAUCAAGAUCUAAUUAACGAACAGCUCAAAAAUUAUGAAAAAGUGAAAUUUGUAAAUUUAUCGAUUAGCUCAUUAGGAGUUUUCAGCCACCCGUCGCUAGAUUUCACCGAAAUGCUGAAGGAUCUAAAGUUUGAUGAAUAA
Molecule: messenger RNA, 3114 nt
Organism: Paramuricea clavata
Lineage: Eukaryota; Metazoa; Cnidaria; Anthozoa; Malacalcyonacea; Plexauridae
Source: the annotation of a GenBank genome assembly